Messenger RNA from Williopsis jadinii, 685 nucleotides. RefSeq names its product Lrp1p (gene LRP1). Gene Ontology annotation, biological process: regulation of gene expression; maturation of 5.8S rRNA. Gene Ontology annotation, cellular component: nucleolus; exosome (RNase complex). The transcript has a single exon. The coding region runs from base 121 to 645 and encodes 174 amino acids. The record is from RefSeq and is a predicted model, not a curated record. Gene Ontology annotation, molecular function: DNA binding; RNA binding. Lineage: Eukaryota; Fungi; Ascomycota; Saccharomycetes; Phaffomycetales; Wickerhamomycetaceae.
AAAAUUUUGUAAGUGUGAAGAGAGAAGGCAUCGAGGGUUUUUUCGCAUUUGUUGUUGUUUACUUUGUUGUUGUUUGCUCUGUUACUGUUGAAAAGAGAGCUGUUGGAACAGAACAUUGUGAUGGAGAACUCCCAGGUUAUAGAGCAGUUCCUCAAGUCCUUGGACACUGGCAUACACAAUUUGAAGCCGCAGGUUGAGAGGCUCAUAUCCAAGUCGUUUGAAGAUCGGUGUAAUGAGUGUUCUGGCGAUGAUGCACUUGAGACCAUCCGUGUAGGGAACACGUAUGCGUAUGUGAUUGUGUCGCUCGGGUUUGCCUAUCUGAAGUCGAAGGGUGUUGACACUGCGAGCCACCCGAUCAUGCAAGACCUUGAGCGUGUAAAGAGCUACAUGAACAGAGAGAAGAGAGUGAAGGCCGGGGCAGAUGAUGCACAGAAAGAGGGUGCUAAUAGCGGCGAAGCUGUGAAGAGGUUCAUAAAGGGGGUAUUGGGGAGUCCGGCCAUAAGCGAUGAGAACUUCAAGGGCAAGCACACGAGGUUUGAGGAGUCUGGAGAGGCUAAAGAACGGGAGGAGAUUAGGAGGAAGGUGGUUGAAAAGAGUAAGACUAAAGGGAAGACUAAGAAGGUGACGGGGAAAGUGAAUAAGUAAUAAUAAGUAAUUGGUGAUUUCGAAGUGUGGUGGUGGUGGU